AUGUCCUGGCUACCUCCGCACGCCCCCCACGACUGCGGCGAUCCUCCCCCAAAGUCGGUCGUCCUCGACACCGUCGUCUACGCCGACGACCGCACCAACGCCUCCACCGCCGAGGGCUUCACCAGCAGCGGCGACGCCAUCCGCCUCACCUUCUGGCCCGCGCAUCCGCCGCUCAUCUCCUACUUCACCAUCCACCUACCCACCCUCCUCCCGGACGGAUCCGCCACCUCGCUCAUCCUUCUGCCACGCCUUGUCCGCACCGACGGCGACCUCGCCCUCUUCCGCGUCAUGAUCGGCUCUUCAUACAUCGACCCGGACCACAACAACUACGUCAUCUACCGUGCCGGCGUCAACAAGCUUGAGGUGCUCCCCACCCACCCCACCCGCUUGUUCGCCGACUGUUCAGUUGCUCUCCUGCGCUGCCCCGACGACGGCAGGUUCUUGGUCGCCAAUCUCCGUUCAACUUUCGACCUUGGGCAGUACGCCCUCGACCUGUUUGACUCCCGGUCAGGCACAUGGAUCACCAGGUCCAUGUGUACAGAACCUCCACACGAGGACGGCCACUACCGCAUUCCGACCAAGGUGAUCGCCCUUGGUGGCGAUCGCGGUUCAGUCGGCUGGGUCGACCUAUGGAAUGGCAUCCUCAUCGGUGAUCUGCUCCCCGGCGGCGACGGCAAUGACAACAACGUCCUCCGCUUCAUCCGUUUGCCCGUGCUUUUGGCGCCCAACAAGAUGACCCCGGGCUGUUUGUCCUGUGACCAGGACGUCUCUGUCGGCAGAGACGGCUCCAUCAAAUACUCAGAGGUGUGGGCUCAUCCUGUCCCUGGCUCACCGACCUACAUCUCCGAGGACUGGGGUGCUGCCAUACUGACAUGGCUGGAGUCCAAGAAGAAGUGGCACAUCGACCUCAAGCUCAAAGCCUCGGACAUCAUCGUGGACGAGACUCACUCCCAGUUGCUUCCUCAGCAUGAUGUCAAGGCCACAACGAAGAAUGCAACCUUGAGCAGACUUCACACAGGGCAUCCUGUUCUCAGCUUGCAUGAUGAUGAUGUUGUUUACAUCAUGGCCAAGGUUUACCACAUGGACGACGACUUGUGGAUGCUUGCUGUUGACAUGAGGAACAAGACUCUGAAAGGAGUGGCUGCUCUCACCAGUAAAAGAAGCUGGGGUUUUAGAUUCAUCUACCUGCAAAGUGACCUCUCCAGCCAUCUGGUGCCCACAAGCGAAAACACCGAGGUCUUCAACCGUCCGCCCAAAAGCAAAGAAAGAAGAAUCCUUCUAAAACUGCCAAGCAACAACCUGGGAAGACUCUUGCUAACAGCUGUCGUGUGGAACAAGAAGAACAGGAGCUGA
Triticum turgidum subsp. durum (durum wheat) is the source of this 1353-nucleotide messenger RNA. Lineage: Eukaryota; Viridiplantae; Streptophyta; Magnoliopsida; Poales; Poaceae. The record is from the annotation of a GenBank genome assembly.